Molecule: messenger RNA, 3693 nt
Organism: Gossypium raimondii (Peruvian cotton)
Lineage: Eukaryota; Viridiplantae; Streptophyta; Magnoliopsida; Malvales; Malvaceae
Product: kinesin-like protein KIN-7K, chloroplastic
Exons: 24
Coding region: 221-3214 (997 amino acids)
Biological process (GO): microtubule-based movement
Molecular function (GO): microtubule binding; microtubule motor activity; ATP binding
Source: RefSeq, a predicted model, not a curated record
AAAAGAAGGCGUAUUUCUCUUCUAUUUCUUUUACUCACGUACUGAUGAGUGAUGAUGUUUUUCUUUUACUCUAUAUGGAAAAACUUGUAAUCUUUCUUUUUCUCUCAACUUUUUUCUCCUAACUGUUAGAUCUAUAGAUUCUAUAUAGUUUUUUUUAAUCGACAAUGCUUCUCUGAUUCUGCAAAGUGUGUAGAACGGAGAAUUUUUUGGUGAGGUGAAAAUGUCUUCGAGAAGAGGAUCGAAAUCGAAGAAAUUAGGUUCAAGCAACUCAAAAGCUGUAAAUUCACCUUCGUCUUCAACAACUUCAUCAUCCAAACACUUUCCAGAAACAUCUAUCGAUUGCCAGAGCUCACCGGCAUCGUCAUCGGCUCGAAGCAAGCCGCAGUGUUUUUACUCUGAGAACUUGCAUGUGGAUGCCGACCGAUCCACGGAGAAUGUCACUGUCACCGUUCGGUUUCGUCCUCUCAGUCCAAGGGAAAUUCGUCUUGGUGAGGAGAUUGCUUGGUAUGCAGAUGGGGAGACUAUUGUGAGAAAUGAACAUAAUCCAUCGAUAGCUUAUGCAUAUGAUCGAGUGUUUGGCCCAACAACUACCACACGCCAUGUUUAUGAUGUUGCUGCCCAGCAUGUUGUCAGUGGUGCCAUGGAAGGCAUCAAUGGCACCAUUUUUGCUUAUGGCGUGACAAGUAGCGGGAAGACUCAUACAAUGCAUGGUGAUCAGAGGUCCCCUGGAAUCAUACCAUUGGCGGUAAAAGAUGCUUUUAGUAUUAUUCAGGAGACACCAAAUCGGGAGUUUCUUCUCCGUGUUUCAUACCUGGAGAUCUAUAAUGAAGUUGUUAAUGACUUAUUAAAUCCAGCUGGACAAAAUUUGAGAAUUAGAGAAGAUGCUCAGGGAACCUUUGUUGAAGGAGUAAAGGAAGAAGUUGUACUAUCCCCUGCUCAUGCCCUCUCUCUUAUAGCGGCUGGGGAAGAACACAGACAUGUUGGAUCAACAAACUUCAAUUUACUCAGCAGCAGGAGCCAUACAAUAUUUACACUGACAAUAGAGAGCAGUUCAUGUGGUGAAAGUAGUGAAGGUGAAGCAGUAAAUCUCUCACAGCUGAACCUCAUUGAUCUGGCUGGUUCUGAGAGCUCAAAGGCUGAAACAACUGGCGUUAGACGAAAAGAGGGAUCUUAUAUCAAUAAAAGUUUGCUAACACUAGGAACUGUUAUAUCUAAAUUGACUGAUGGGAGAGCCACUCAUAUACCAUAUAGGGAUUCUAAGCUGACUAGGCUGCUUCAGUCUUCCUUAAGUGGUCAUGGGCGUGUAUCUCUCAUUUGCACUGUCACCCCUUCAUCAAGUAACACAGAAGAGACACACAAUACACUGAAAUUCGCUCACCGUGCUAAGCACAUUGAAAUCCAAGCUGCACAAAACAAGAUUAUUGAUGAGAAAUCACUUAUCAAAAAAUACCAAAAUGAGAUACGCUCCUUGAAGGAAGAGUUGGAACAAUUGAAGCGGGGCAUUGUAUCAAUUCCUCAACUAAAAGAUAUUGGUGAAGAUGACAUUGUACUCUUAAAGCAGAAGCUGGAAGAUGGUCAAGUCAAGUUGCAAUCAAGGUUGGAGCAAGAAGAAGAAGCGAAAGCGGCUUUAUUGAGCAGAAUACAACGAUUGACAAAAUUGAUCCUUGUCUCCACAAAAGCUUCACAAUCAUCAAGAUUUCCCCAGCGCCCUGGUCUAAGGAGGAGACAUUCAUUUGGAGAAGAAGAGCUUGCAUAUCUACCACAUAGAAGGCGGGACUUGAUCCUGGAUGAGGAGAAUGUUGAGUUGUAUGUUUCCCUCGAAGAGAAUGCUGGAGAAGAUACAGUUAAAGAGGAGAAGAAAACCCGGAAGCACGGUUUGCUGAACUGGCUUAAGCUCCGAAAACGAGAUUCUGGUACAGGGACAUUGACGAGUGCCAGCGAUAUGUCAAGUGGAAUUAAAUCCAAUAGUACACCUUCUACUCCUCAAGCAGGAAGCAGUAACUUCCAUGCGGAAUCUAGGCUUUCCCAAUCCAUAGUUACAGGAAGUUCUCCACCCAUGGAUCUUCUAUCAGAUGCUAGACAUGAUAGAGAAGCUCCGGAGGACAAUUUCCUUGGACAAGAGACACCUUUGACUAGCUUAAAAGCAAUUGAUCAGAUAGAUCUACUAAGGGAGCAGCAGAAGAUUUUGUCUGGAGAGGUAGCACUUCAUUCAAGUGCCUUAAAGCGUUUGUCUGAGGAGGCUAUGAGAAACCCCCAGAAUGAGCAACAGAUUCAAGUUGAGAUGAAAAAGUUGAGUGAUGAAAUAAGGGGGAAGAAUGAACAAAUUGCUUUGUUAGAAAAGCAAAUUGCUGAAUCCAUCUUGGCUUCACCCAACAAGAUGGAGAAAUCAGAAAUAUCUCUAUCCGUUGCUGAAUUGGUGGCGCAAUUAAAUGAGAAAUCCUUUGAACUUGAGGUUAAAGCUGCAGACAAUCGAAUAAUCCAAGAGCAGCUGAACCUGAAGAUUUGUGAAUGUGAAGGAUUGCAAGAAACUGUUGCCUCCUUAAAGCAGCAGCUCUCUGAUGCACUAGAAUCACAAAAUGUCAGUCCUAUUGCUCCUAAUUCUCAACAAUUUGGAGAAAUGAAAGGUCUGCAGAUGGACAACGAAGCUGCGGCAUCAAAAGAUAGUGAUGAAGAUUUGCUUACAAAAGCACAGGUGGCUGAGAUUGAAGAACUGAAGCAGAAAGUUGUUGAACUAACCGAGUCCAAAGAGCAUUUAGAACUACGGAACCAGAAACUAGCAGAGGAGAGUUCAUAUGCCAAAGGGCUAGCCUCAGCUGCUGCUGUGGAGCUUAAGGCAUUGUCGGAGGAAGUUACUAAACUAAUGAAUCAUAAUGAGAGACUAGCUGCAGAACUGGCAGCAGCAAAGAAUUCUCCGACACAACGUCGGACAAGUACUCUACGGAACAGCCGAAGAGAGAGUCUGACCAAACGACAUGACCAACUUGGAUCACCCUCGGAUCUAAAGAAGGAACUGGCUAUGAGUAAAGAGAGGGAGCUUUCAUAUGAAGCUGCUCUGAUAGAGAGGGAUCACAGAGAGGCUGAACUUCAAAGAAAAGUUGAAGAAUCUAAGCAAAGGGAAGCUUAUCUUGAAAAUGAACUUGCAAACAUGUGGGUUCUUGUUGCCAAAUUAAAGAAAUCCAAUGGAGUGGACGCCGUUGUUUCAGAAUCGACAUAAGAGAAACAAGGUAAGCUUGAAGUUAACCAGGAACAAUUGUUGAUGGGGUUUAAUAAUUCGGAUUCAGCUAAAAUUGGUUUGGGAGAGUAGUGUCUAGAGAAUGUUCGUGUAUUACAAUCGGGGUGGGGUGGGGUGGGGUGGGGGUGGGGACGCACUGUGUAUUCCGUACGAGUUUUUGUUUUUCUUCAACUUUAUUUGGGUUCCUUUCUUUUUAUCCAUUGAUUAGGGCAUUGUAUAUGAAAAGCUCCACUUGUGCAUUAUUAAUAGUUUUGAAAGCAAUGAAGCUCUCAACCUGUAGUUUUAUUUUUCAUCACAUAAAUUUGAUGGAAGGGGGGAUUUCUUGGAUAGCUAGGGGGCGUUCAAAUGGCGGGUUGGUUCAAUAGCCAUACCCAACUGAAUUUUUAAUACCCUUCAAAAGUUAAUUGAACUGAAAUGUAUUACGACUGAAUUAAUCAACUUCCAAUUACUCUUUAACAGAA